AUGACGAGCCACCAGCUACAGCGGCCGGCGGCCGUAGAAAUGAAUACGGCGGACGACGGACUACUCUUGGCCGCGGCCGCGGCCGCGGACGCGAUCACUUCCGCCACGUACUUGGGACUGGACUUUAGCACGCAACAGGUAGGCGCGCACGUCACGCACGUCGGCGCGAGUCGAAAUGAUGUUUUUUUUUUUUGAUAAGCCAUAGCAUCGCCCCGCGGUAUUAUCACGCGCAUUGAUUAUCGUAAUUCGUAAUAUCACAUAUAAUUACGCGUAAACCGAUCGGCGAGGUCUGUAAAUCACGUUUUGCGCACGUUAAUGCGGUAACACCGCCGCCGUCUAUUGUAAUCGAUUAAACGAUUUUUGUGGACGUUUCUGUGGACAUUAUUGCCGAAAGUGCGCGAAUCGCAUUUUACGCGCGUUAAAUAGAUUCAAUAAUGAAUUUAAUCUCAAAGAACAUUUCAAAAACAAACGUCGGCGAUUGUCAACGCGCCGUCGUCCGCGAUAUGGUAUUCAGGCGUCCACGAAAACUCGGCGUUUUUUUAUUUAAAGAGGUUCGUUUUACGCGACGGCGCCGGCUACCGUAACGUCACCAUACGAAAAAGUCGGUUUGACUGUACCGAACUGCAGUUUGAAUUUGUAUAUUUUUUUUCAGUUCCGUUUUUACGACACGUGUAUCCAGUAUUUACGCCGUACGUUGUGUUUUCAGGUUUCGCGUAUCGAUUAUAAUGAGCACCGACAAACGGACCGAGUACGCGCGUAUUGAAAGAAAUGAUUAAGUGUGUUUGUUUCCAUGCGGCGUGCCGGUGUAUUAUUAGAGGAGUAUCGAAUAGGAACGUAGUAUUACACUGAGCGUUUAAAAAGAGGAAACGUUUUUGUUUUUGUUUUUUUUUUCUACGCUGUGAAUGUACGUUUUCGCAAUUUAACGUGGCCCCGUUUACUACAGAAAAAAAAAAUAAUAAUAAAAUAUACAAAAUACGAGUCAUUCGCGGACCGCGGUGUAUGCGGAAACGUUUUUUUUUUUUCUAUUCGAUGACGAGUUCCCGGUAUUUAGGUGCGGCAACACGAUAUCUGUAGGCGAUUAUCGUAAUUAUUACAUAUUAUUAUUAUAGAUUAUGAUGAAUGGUUUGUGCUACAGUAUUUUUAUCAACCGGUUUGCCAACGUGUCCGUUUAUUUUCGUUCGCUCGCAUUAGUGUGCGCGCGCACACACUCGCCGUAAUGUUAUCAACAACUACGGUUUUUGUAGCGCGGGUUCGGGGACGGGGGGACGGGCGGAAGAAAGUGAAAAGGGUAACGCGCGGCGUUCACAACACCUAACCAACACCAUCCUCACCGUUGGGUUCGUAAUUUAUCGAUAAAUCAAUGAAGUCAAUCCAAUCGAAAUCCACUAUUGUCAAUAUAGGUACGACGAUUUUAUUGACUUUCUGUACAUUUUUUUCUUUUGUUUUUUCCCAUCUAUAUAGUGUAAUGAAACCAGCUGUAAUGGCACACCCCCUCCGGCCAUAUUAAAAUGACUGCGGACGAACGCGCGUUUCGAUAGGCACCGUGGUAAUAAUUGAGUUAUUCACUUUUGUUCAGGCCAUGCAGGCGUGUUCAGACCUCAUUCACCACGGGCCGUGCACGACAGUGGCGCAACCAGGAGAGGGGCUGAGGGAGAUACAGCCGAAAUUAGGUUAACAAUUGGUAGUAUGACCCCCGAAUUUCGAAAUAAACUUUAUCAUCUAAUAAUAAUUAAAUCAAUUUUUAAUUUUUUUUCUACUAGGAACAAUAAAUACGAUUUUCCUUUUAUCGGUUAAAUAUAAACAACAUAUUUUAUGAAACAGUAUUUAGUACUUUAAAACACGAUUUCUAAUACGUUUUAAAAAUAUUUAUUUUUAUAAUUCUAACCUUCGUUAUGUUGGUGUUACCAUUUUAAUUUCCCCAAUUACUCCGUCAUAAUUAAUCAUUUUUUUCGUCUGUUGUUCUAUGAAUAGAAACGCUACAGCAGAUAUUCAAUGCUAUCAAUGGUGGAGAAUUUGUCAUGUGUUAUUAUAUCGCGAAAAUCUAACGUAUAGAAAACAGACCUAUACUAACAAUUAGGACCACGCGUAGAUAAUAGACGCUUAUAUUAUUUAUGGUAACACCACUAACCUUACACGGGAUAAUAUCACAGAUUAUAUAAAACUUAUGUAAUCUGUGAUGGUAUUGUCAAUUAUUAUAGAUAAAGCCCAGAUUAUGAAAGUCGAAAAAAUUUAAUAUGAAAUCAAAAGCUAAGGAAAAAAGAAAGUUUAUAUUAUGCACUGCAAUUUAUAAUGUAAGUUAGAUCGAAUUUCGCAGGUCGUGCCUGUAUUAUGCAUAAUACAGGCACGACCCGUAGACGCGCGUCUAUGGUUCAGAUUUAUUUCGAUGUUGAUUUGUAUUAAACAUAUACAACUUAUAUUAUAUUAUCAUCAGGGUUCGAGUCUUGUAAAACCAAUAAAAAAAAAACGUAAACAAUUUAUUAUAAGCGCUUAAAAAUAUAAUAAUAAUUUGCAAAAAAAAAACCACGUUUAAUUUUUAUAUCAGAACUCUUGUAUCUUUUAAAACUAUACUCCCGAAUCAGUAUUACCCGUGUUUCCAGCAAUCACCGACACGACAUGAUGAACAUAAAAUAACAAAAACAAAAGUAAAUACGCGUUGGAUAACAGAAUACAAAGACGAAAAUAAUCAAAAACCAUUAGAAUGAUUCGAAAGUACGGACUUUCGUCUCCGACUCACGUUAUCGCAUUGUAGAAAAUAUGCAAAAAAAAACUUGUAAAAAGUUUUUUUAGAAACAAAAAAAUAACAUUCGAAAUAAGCAAACGGAAAAAAAUUCGCGUUCAUAAUUCGUCUCGUAACUUGACAUCAUUUUGCACAAGCACUCCGCUUCAGAUUCCACGUCAAGCCGAAAAAAUAAGCAAACAAUGAUAUUCGCGGUCUCGAACCCCGGUUACAAUAAUAUCAUGCGAUUACCGUUUUCGAUCGAAAUCAUAAAAGUAUGACGGUGUAUACAAAGACGGUGGAACCAGCGCAAUUAUUGACCAAUCGCAAACCUACCCCACUUGUGUGUAAGCCUAUGACUAUUUUUUCGAUAAUAAUGCAAGCAGGUAACUAUACCUAUUAUAGGUAUAGUUUUCUAAUCAAUGGUGCGAGACAGAGUAGAAUCAUUGCGCUCUGUACCCGCGUUCGAAUUCAAAACGUUGUGGAGCGUUAACUGGAUGUUUUAUGAACGAUAAGAACAACAACAACAAAAAAAAAAAAUAAUAAAUAAAACCCCUAAACUAGAACGAUCGGUUUGAAAUCCGAUUAGGAAAAUUAACGAUUUAAUUGACGUACGCACGUCAGUGUACGAUUGUGCCAUUAAUUAGGUGGGUGGUAUUAAUAAACUGCGCUGUCGUGUUCGCUGCAGGGCUUUAGCGUCGUAUAGAAUUAUGCUACAAUAUUUAAGGGCCCUGGUUUCAAUGGAAAUUUUACUUUUUUUUUUUCGUGAUCUAGGACGAUGCUUUCUUUUAGGUCCGAUGAAACGCAGUCGCUUCAAUAUUGUAAGACUUUUAUUUCGCGCAUUUUUAACAUUUUCCGAUAAUUUUGUUUAUCUUAAGCCCAUAUUUUAUGCAUUUUUCAUAUUUGAUUGGAUUGGAAGCUACGAGAUUUGCGUCUUUGUCUUACACACGUGAGAUACAGGGGAUUUAGACGUGUUUUAAUUCUAACGUACCGAUUAAUCUAGUGAAGCAAUAAGAAUUCUUGAAACAGAUUUGAAUUUUUCGUGAUGUCUACUUGAGAUCGACUGUCCCAAUUUUAAAUUUAUCUCCUUAAAUUUAAAAAAAAAGCCAUACUAAUAAAAGAAUAAUUAAAAAAAAAAGAGAAAGUUGGGAAGGUAGGAUACGUAAGGUUAUUUCAUUUAUAUCAGUUAGCAACGAUAAACCAUUGCUUGACGAAAGACGAUUCCGAGCGCAGUUCGGUAAUACAUAAUUUAAAGUGCCGUAAUUUAUUUUGCGAUUUUCGUUUAAAUUUGAUUUCAAAACGCUUAUUAAAAAAAAAAAGUCGUCUUAUGAUUUUGUAAAUUUUACCACGUCUAGAUAAGUCCAAUAUAAGUAUUAUUACCAAGUUUCCAGUCUUUACAUGUAUUUAUAACCGAAUUACAGCAAAACAAUUCCCAAAAAUUAAAAUUCCUUAAAAGCUCAAAAGUUAUGACGAUGAGACGAUGAAGAAAGUAAUUAAAAAGGGCAACAAAAAAUAUAUGAUGUGAUUUUUCAAUUAAAUUUUUUUUCUGGUAAAAAACGUCGUCCGUGUUUUUAUAGAACAAUGAAAUUGUGAAAUUUUACAUUUUCUUACGUUUUUUCCCACUUAAAUGUUUUCAUUUAAUAAAUUAUCUCUCUAAAGUAUCUAUACAUCUUGAGCUUUCUUAAAAGUUGCUACACGUAAAAAUCGGAGCAAGUUUACUAGGAAUAUACGUAUCCACAGACUAGAACAAAGAAAAAAUGAAAAAAAAAAUAAUAAUUAACAGCAUUGCAAAACCAAUAGCUCCCUCCAUACGCUCGGAAUCUAAAAUGAAAUAUUUUAAUUUUUUGAGAAAUUAAAAUCAAAAAUCAACAAAAUUGGGGAAAUCAAUCUCGGUACGUUGGACAUAAAACAUGUUGAAAUCUCUAUAUCUCACGUAUAUAAGACAAAGACAGUCACUCGUCGCUUUAAAUACCUUUAAUAGUUCAAAUUUAAGUUAUUCGAAAUAUUAUCUCAAGCAAUUCUGUUGUUUUCAUGAAAUUGGCUUUACUAGAUUUUAGAUUUACAGGUUGUUAAUCAUUAUUUAUGUUUUCGAUAAUGUCCUUUGUUUUAUCGUUAUUAACAACUAUAGUGCGUUACCUGGUUAAAACAAUAACAAUAAAAGCGUACCUAACUUUUAUUACGCAUUUUUCGCCGUUAAUCUAUGCAUAGAGCAUUUUCGGGGUUAUCAUUUCGCUAAAAGACGUGUUUGUCUGUUUUUGAAUAGUUUUUAGAGCAUUUAAAUUCUUGCGCGGGUAAUAAUAUAAUAUAUAAUAAUAAUAUAAUGUACUAUAACAAUUUUGUUUGUUUCUAAUAUUAAUUUAUGUAACAAUAAUCUAGGCCAUAUCGCGUAUUUCAAUCAUUUUGUAAUCUUAACGGAAUCGCACGCGACAUAUUAGGAUUAGGCUACUUACUUAUUUAUGCGAGUAAAAAAAAACAAAAUAUACAAUUUUACGAAUGACGUGUGCUCAUUAUAAAUUUUAAUAAUUAGAGUAUUAUUAAUUACUCGUAAACGCAACGCUGCCUUCUUAUCAGGGAAUGAAAAAAUUGGCCCGGGCGUUCAUAGAUAAAGGCUCCUUAUCACACCAAUACCAGCUCUAGCAUAGAUCUUAUGACAAGGGUACCAACAAGCGAAUGUCUCAAAUUAUAUUCUGCAAUGACUGCAAUAACUACCUAUACUCUAUAUUUAAGUGUUAAUAGUUGGACUCGGAAGUUACAAGAGUUGCAUAUUUUUCUGUAUGCGCUGAAUUUAUAGCGGACCUGCAAGCUAGAAAUUCUUUCUAUACAAUGUAGAGUUUAAAAAUCGGACAUUUAAUGUGCAUACUUUGCAUAUUUUGCUGAUUUUAGAGAAAAAGUACCAAUAUAUUUCAUUGAUUUUCGCAUAUUAUGCAUAUUUAAUAUUUGAUAAAAAAAAGUGAUUUUUUUUCUUUCUUGACCCAUUGUAUUUUAAUUAAUACUGAGUAUAAAACUCAGUAUUAUUCAACGAAGUUAUUUAUUGUUAUUUCUUAUCGUCUCAGUCUGUUAUUAAUUUAACGACAACAGUGCGGCGAUCCGCAUUUAAUAUUUAUCUUUUUUGUGCACAUUAAUAAUGACAUUAUAUGUUUUUGAAUAAUAACUUAGAACCAUUUUUUGCAUAUUUAACAUUUUUUUGUUGCUUAUUUUGCCCUUUUUAGCUCCUAUUACUUUUGGGCCCCACAGUUAUUAGCGUUGUGCUUAUUAAGACAUAGUCACAAAUAUUGUAAAUGUGCGCUGUAUUAGCACACGAGCUCAAUAUAAUGUAGUGUAAAGGCCAAAAAAUCUUUAGGGGCCUUUGGCGGACGAUCGUCCGCCCGCCCCUGCUUCUUGUCGGUAACUGUUUGAAUAUACAACGACCUGCAGAAUUUGAUAAUACCGGGGGGAGGGGGGGUGUAGUAAAAUAAUUUUAUUUUUCAAAUUUGAACGUUAUUGCUUGCCGUAGUUAAAAGGAGUGAUUGUCGACGAUUCGCUGACCACCGUAAUCUUCGAGGCCACCGUGCAUUUCGACACGGAGCUCCAGGAGUUCAAAACUCACGGCGGAGUGAUCAGGGGCAAAGAUAAACAGCAGCGCGAAGUGACAGCGCCCACGGUAAUGUGGGUCAAAGCCUUGGACGUGUUGUUGGACCGAUUGCAAGUGUGCGGUGCCGAUUUGAGUACCGUUGCCGCGGUUUCUGGUUCCGGACAGGUGAACAAUGUUUUUUCUUUUUCUUUUUACUUCCUGUCGUCGCCGUCUCUAUAUCUAAAUGAUGUUUAAAACGCGAACCAUAAAACAAAUAUAUUAUAGGUACCUAUACAUAAACAUUUUAAACCUACUCAAUUGGCUAUAUUAUUGUUCAAAUUGAAUAAAAAAACGUACAUAUACGUAUACCGAUAUAACAUUGUUAUAUUAUAAUACAAUUUUUAAAUUCAGAAUCUUAAAUGCGUUUCCUAAUAUAUAGGUAUGAUUAUUUUAGUAAGUAUAGCCGUGGUAGUACGAGAGUACGAGUAUUUUCGGCCAUUUCAUAAUAACCAUUUUCUAUACCAGCCAGUAUUGGUAGCUAGAUACUAUUUUGGCUACCAAUGUAAAAUUGUAGGGGCGUAUUUUAGAGGGGGGGGGCAGUAGAGAUGAUCGCUCUUUCUGGAUCUGUAUUCAUGUAACUAUUUAUUAUUUUAGUAUAUUGAUUGUGUAUAGGUAUGAUAUAAUAAAAAAUUGAAGUACAAUUUGUGUAUUUUCAUACUUUUCAACGAAAAAAAAAACUUAAGAUUGUUUUAACGAUUUAUAAAAAAAAGUUUACUAGUUAUCAGAAUACCAUGAUUGAAAAACAUUUAAUUUAUUUCAAUCUUGCAAUACAAACGUAAUGACAAGUAAAUAAGAAUUAAUUGAUUAUAUUGAACAAAAUUUGAUAUAUCCCACGAAUCUAAUAAGUGUUGUAAAUUCAAUAAUUUGAUUUUAUUUUAAAAUUAUUUCAUAUAUUUUUCUUAUCUCUUGUAAACAUCAUGAACAUCAAAAAAAAAAAUAAAACAUAAUUAAAUUAUAUGCAUACUUUGAUUUUUAAAUUUUAAAUUUUAAAUUUGUGAAAAAAAAGUACUGGCCGAAAAAGUAAAGGUUCAUUUUGGCUGAGAACGGUUCCGACCACUAUGAUAGGUACCACACGCUAUCUUUGAGAAAUGGUUGCUUUUAGACUUUUAUAUUUAGGGAUGGGUUCAAUAUGAAAAUAAUUUAAUAUUAGUUGUCGCUUAUUACAAAUAUUUUUAUUAAAUUAUGAAAUUUAGUAAAAAUAUGUAAAACAAUUUGAAUAGUGGGAAUAUUAAGAAAUAUUGGUGGGUAGAUAGAUUAUAGGUUGAUUCUGGGCUAUUUUAGGUUAGUUCGCCACGGAGUAUAGGAUAUACCUAUCUUACCUACCUUACAUUUUUGAAAUAUUACCUAUUUAAAGUUCUUUGAGCGCUCAGAUUAUAGAUAAUUAAUGCAUCUUUUACAUACGUAAUAUCACUUUGAUCGUUUUCAUUUUCCCCUGCAGCUACAAGCGAAAGAAAAAAAUAACAUAUAUAUAAAAUAUAAUUUAUUUUAUGAUGAUGUUCCACGAAGAUAUGAUCAUUACAUCUUGUUAAUUAUUAGCAUUUUUUUUUUAACGAUUUAAGAAACAAGUAGCUCUAAAAUAAUGACGAAAUAUUCCUCUUUUAAGUUUGAGUAGUGGAAAGUAGUGGAGCAUCAUUUAUGUGGUAGCACAGUAAUAGUGCUCCACGCUCCACCAAUCCCCCCUUCUAAAACUUACGAGUAAAAAUGAAAACUCUUGUUAGCUCAGACUAUUUAUGACAUUUUUAAUAUAGGUUGACAUUUGAAAAUUAAAAUUAGGUAGCCGGUUCACUUCCAAAAGUAAUGGUUAUAUACCAAUUUAAAGUUACUUAUUUCUUAAAUUAUUAAAAAAGAAAGUUGGGAAGGUAGGAUACAGUCGGGAAUUUAAUGUACCUUAUCUGUAAGCAAAGAUAAACCAUUACUAAUGAAAAAACAAUUCUAAACGGAGCUCAGUUGAUAGUGUUACUUUGUCAACAAUAUACCUAGGUAUGUGUCGUAUUGUGGUAAAAUAAUUACAUAUGCAUAAAAUAUUUACGUAAAAUUACUAUUAAUUUAAUAUUGUACCUAUUUUCUCGUCUUGUUUUUUACUUGUUUUUCCAAUAUAUUGAGAAAAAUCUUGAGAAAAUUAAAAAAUGGUUUCUCUAACAUACAUAUCUACCCCGUCAAAUUUCAUUUUAGAAAAAUUGUUAUUAUUAUAAAUCGGAGCAAGAUUUCUUGUAGAAUAGAUUUUUACAUGAAAAAUAAACUGUAAUAUUUUAUUAUACAUUCGUACAUUUUCCUGUUUUUUUGAAUACAUAAAGAAACUGAGAAAAAAAAAUAAACAUUAUAAAACCAUAAUCUUCUUCGCUCUACUCAGAAUCUAAAAUCUGAAAAAAUGUAUUGCUAUCCAAGAUAUCGCAAUAAUCAUAUUAUCUUAGUGGUACACUCUGUACAGAUUUGUUAGUAAGAUUCCAUAACAAUCAGGGCCGUAUUUAGGAAUUUGACACCAGGGGGCAAUAAAAAAAAACGCCUCAUUAUAUCAAAUACAUAUUUAAAAACAAUAGGUAUAUUGUAUAUACAUAUAUAUGAUAUUAUGUAUAUAUAUUGUAUUUGUGUAUAUUAUUAAUACAUUUAAAUUUUUUUAAAUUUAGAUCAUUAAAUAUUGAAAAUAUAAAAAAUUUGGCCGCCCAGGACAACGGCACCCUGUAACUCCCCCCUAAAUACGGCCCUGAUAACAAUAUAUAUAAAAUACAAAUUUUAAUUUAAUUAUAUAAAUUAUCGUUUUCAAAAAUAUGGAAUACAAAUGAAAAUUAAAAUCAAUUCUGUAUGUACUUAAUAGCAACACGGCACAGUUUAUUGGACAAAUGGUUCAGAAAAAACGCUAAAAUCGUUGAACCCAUCCGGAUUUUUGCACACACAAUUGGCGUCGUGUUUUUCCAUAGUGAAUUCACCGAUUUGGAUGGACUCUAGUACCACUAAACAGUGUAAAUACCUCGAAGAAACUAUCGGUGGAUCUCAG
Cinara cedri is the source of this 9318-nucleotide messenger RNA. The record is from the annotation of a GenBank genome assembly. NCBI's taxonomy places the organism in Eukaryota, Metazoa, Arthropoda, Insecta, Hemiptera, Aphididae.